This is a messenger RNA of Penicillium verhagenii, 1962 nucleotides long. Its product is annotated as putative C6 transcription factor. The record is from RefSeq and is a predicted model, not a curated record. The coding region runs from base 1 to 1962 and encodes 653 amino acids. NCBI's taxonomy places the organism in Eukaryota, Fungi, Ascomycota, Eurotiomycetes, Eurotiales, Aspergillaceae. Gene Ontology annotation, biological process: DNA-templated transcription; regulation of DNA-templated transcription. The transcript is spliced from 6 exons. Gene Ontology annotation, molecular function: zinc ion binding; DNA binding; DNA-binding transcription factor activity, RNA polymerase II-specific.
AUGAAUUCGUCUGAUGAGCCCCGCAAGCGCACUGCGCGGGCCUGUGACUCCUGUUAUAGGCGCAAGAUCAAAUGUGACGCGGCGGUCCCACAAUGUAAUUGGUGUAGCCACCAUAACCUGCCCUGCACCUUUAAUCGAGUGGUGCAGCGGAAACGAAAGCCGGAAGAUGACGGUACCAAUAUCCACCCUAAGAGCUCGCGGCUUUCGGAGAGAAUUAGUCGCAUCGAGCAGCUUUUGGCGGAAAAUUUGUUGCAAGAGUCUACCUCUCAGCCGAUGGAUUAUACCCAUAUCCUGGAUAGUACUGCCAGCACCAACACUGAAAAUACCACUGCAAGCAACUCCCCAAGUGGCAGCACCAGCACUAGUAUCAGCAAUCAGCCCAUUUUUCAAUCUGCAGUGGGUCUUCACUUUGCGGGUCGCGAGUUGGGUGUCAUGAGUCUUCUCACUGGUAUCCCAUUUCUUUUACCAGAAGGCCAAGAAUGGAUUCGUUCUCGCACGGGACAGACCAUCUCCAGCGAGAAACUCAGUCCAACACGCGCGCCAUGGGAGAAAGAAAGGGGCCGUAUAUCCAAUACAAUUCUGAUGGAUUUGCGAAACGAUGAUCUUUUUGAACUGCCGGAUCGGCGAAGCGUACAGGUGUACUUUGAUUCUUACAAGCGCUCAACCGUGAUGCGCCGCCUCUUUCCUGUUGUGGACGUUGACCUGUUCGCAGAAACUAUUGAUGAAGCUUACCGACAGUCUCAUUCAAGCUUUGAGUUCGGGCAAGCGAGUACUCGAGCAUGCAUUAUUGCCUUUGCUGCGUUUGUCGCACGUCUUCCGCCCGUCGUCAACGAUAUCAGAGACCCAGCCUGCGUUUCUCUUGAAAUCGAUCAUGAGGUCUUGGCUUCCAAAGCCCAGUUUUUAUUAUCUCAGGUUAUCCAAGAACCUGCGAGCCUAGAGGGUGCACAAGCAGUGACCAUGUUGACAUUGUAUGAGGUGUCAUCGGGGAAUAUGCGGGCCACCAACUACUUUGGUGCAAUAGCUGCACGUCUAAUAUUUAUGCUUGGGGGUAAUUUGACUGGUAGUAAAGUAUAUUCGAACGGCGAACGAGAUAUACGAAGACAACAGCAGCUACGCAAUCUCUUUUGGAUCUGCUACACAAUGGACAAAGACGUCGCCCUUCGCACAGGACAACCACCCACAAUUGCGGAUGAGAAUUGUGAUCUGACCCUCCCACCAGGUUAUGAGGAGCACGCAUUCUUGGACCCUGAAGACGUGAACAUGUCUUAUUCACAGCCAAGUUAUCCUUUCGAUCUGCGUCUGAGUAUUAUCAAAUCUCGUACGCAUAGCGCCCUGUACUCCGUCAGUGCACUUCAAAAGUCCGAUGCCGAUCUUUUAAAAUCCAUUCGAGAAUUGGAUGACGAAUUGGAAGCAUGGCGAUUGUCGAUUCCACCUCAAUGGCGACCUACCAUGUCUUUUUCGGCCGAGGCUUCAGACCCCAAUGUCAGCAUGCAUUCAGUCAUGCUUCGUCUCAACUACUACCUUUGCAUGUCUAUCAUCCAUUCAGCAAGCAGUAGAUGUCAGGCCUGGAGACAAGGUAACGGAAUGUUGGAUGGGGUCAAUUCUAGUCUCGCGCUAUCGGUCGAGGCGAGCCGUUCAACCCUUUGUUACUUGGAGGCCGGGGAGCAUGUGUUGGUCGAGGGUAUCUUUUGGAUCUUGGUCUUUUACCCGAUCUCGGCAUUGCUCAGCAUAUUCUGCAGCAUUCUUGCGAAUCCAUUAGACCCUCGCUCGCGGGACGAUCUAGAUCGUCUUAAGAUAGCGACAUUAAUGAUGGAGCGCAUGUUUUACCGAAAACUCUCUCCGAAUGAAGUUAUUCACUUCAAGCUCGUGGCUGACUUCGUGUCAGAGAUGAAGCGCCUCGCCAAGUGUGCUAUCGACAAGGCAUGGCGUGAGCAGAGUGCUGGCUCGCUUCUGCCGCCAUGA